GGGGAUACACGUGCGGGCUGUGGAGGAUGGAAUGCCCAGCGAGACUUAUCGAUCAUGCAAAAACAAUCCCAGCCUCAAUCCCGAUCGCCAAUAUCUGGAGAUCCCCGAGGAUGACACCCCUGAUUUGGUUGGAUCCCUUCUUCACUUGACGCCGGGGCUAUAAUUAGUGUGUUAUUAAGGACCCUUUCGUGUUCCAGAUUCUCUUUAUUGUUUCCACUCCUUAAAUACGCCCACCUCCACCUGUCCACUCCGCAUAUCCAGGAUUCACCUCCUUUUCUUUGCUUUCUUAUGGCUUGACGAUAAUGGCAACUAGCACAACUACCGCUCUUGCGUCUACAACACUAGUCGGGGUGCCUUUCGAGAAAACCUGUCCAACAUGCGGCCAGGCGCCGGACACUCCACCGCCGCCAGAUUUUACGCGCCGGCGGGUGAAGGACUUGGAGGGACAGGUACAUUAUUUGAAUUCCCAGGCUUCUCAUAUGACGGAGAAACUGGCCGAGUACGAAGAGGAGCUGCGACGACUUCGAGCCCAAAACCAACCAGCCGCCGCCCCGACCAGUUUAGUUAAACGGAACAACUCGUUGUUGUCUUUGAGUUCCACUUCCUCGCGCGGUGAUAACUCGCAUUCGAACUUGAAUCCGAACUCGCAGUCACCGCCGCAACAACAAACCCCACAAGGCCGUCUGGCAUCCCUUGCCUCCUUCCUCCCAUACCGCCGUCCAAGCACAGCGUCUUCUCAACCGCAGUCACAUCAGUCACCACCACCACCGUCGCCAUUACAACAAACGCGGACGCCGCCCCCACCUUCGCCACGCACUCCUACCCCCCGCCCUUCUACCGAAGAGGCACUCGAGCUCCAAAAUGCACUGAAUGAGGAACAAAAACUCCGCAAGGCAGCCGAGACGCAGCUUACACAAGCAAGCUCUGAGCUUGAAGAGCUCACGGUGCAGCUCUUCAGCCAGGCGAACGAGAUGGUCGCGCAGGAGCGCAAGGCACGAGCGCGGCUAGAAGAGCGUGUCGCCGUCUUGGAGCGCCGAGAUAUCGAGAAGAGGAAUCGCUUGGAGAGGUUGGAGAAGGCGAUGGCGAGAGUUGAGCGGAUAAGGGCAUUGGUUGGAUAGACUGAUAACGCCCCUUUUUUCUUCCUUUUUUGGCCGGAGUUGGUUUGUUUUUGAACCCGUUCUUAUAUAUACCCCGAUUUUUUCUGCCUGUUUUGAAAUUGGAUUUUGGAUACGAUGGGCACGAAUGAGUUAUGAUUGCAUGCAUGGCA
This is a messenger RNA of Aspergillus versicolor CBS 583.65, 1267 nucleotides long. RefSeq lists its product as uncharacterized. NCBI's taxonomy places the organism in Eukaryota, Fungi, Ascomycota, Eurotiomycetes, Eurotiales, Aspergillaceae. Gene Ontology annotation, cellular component: cell tip; Golgi to plasma membrane transport vesicle. The record is from RefSeq and is a predicted model, not a curated record. Bases 303 to 1118 code for a protein of 271 amino acids. The transcript is spliced from 2 exons. Gene Ontology annotation, biological process: exocytosis. Gene Ontology annotation, molecular function: guanyl-nucleotide exchange factor activity.